UGUGUCAGUAUGUGAGUUGUGUGUGUUCAGUAAGCAACAGCAGCAGCAGCAGGACGAGCAGGCGUGCUGCGGCAGACGUGCUGCUGGAUCCGAGAAAGCGAGACCGCUGCGGGACACUUUUUGGAAACCUCCAUCGCAAAGCCCGACACUUGAUUGGACUUGCACGGGAGUCCGCUUCACUUUUGGUUCGCUAUGGAUCGUCUACCAGCGCGGACCAGACGGCGCGUCUUGGCAACAAAACGGUCGUGAUUGUCAUCCGUUGGAUCGGAACAGGAGAGUUUGAACUUUUGGUUGUUUUCCCUCGUUGGCGUUCUGCAUGUCGGUGACUACAUGUGAGCGCCACUGGGGACCAAGGUCAACUUUUAUCGCUCAUGGGGUGACCCACGUAAGCGCUCCUGAGACGUGAGUGCGGGACAGGCGUUCUCCCUCCCAGCAACCCUCCUGCGGCACCUUCCCUCCAGACGAGCGGCGCGGCCUCGCGGAUUGAAUGAGUCUUUGCUGUGAAGCCGCCGCGGUGUGCCAGCUUACCGCCAUGAGGAGCAGAUACUCCCAGUACUACAACCGGACUCUGAUCCCUUACCACUACGUGUUCGCCAAGAACAUGACCCUCGAGGACCUGGACAAGCGCUACGAGGACAAGAAGUUGCUGACGGACCCCAGCAUCAUCAUCGUGGUGCUGUGCACCAUCAUCAUCCUGGAGAACCUGCUGGUGCUCAUCGCCGUGUGCCGCAACAAGAAGUUCCACUCGGCCAUGUUCUUCUUCAUCGGCAACCUGGCCUUCUCCGACCUCCUGGCCGGGUCGGCCUACAUCGCCAACAUUUUCCUGUCGGGCUCGCGGACCUUCGACCUGGUGCCCGUGCAGUGGUUCAUCCGCGAGGGCACGGCCUUCAUCGCCCUGGCCGCGUCGGUCUUCAGCCUCUUGGCCAUCGCCAUCGAGCGCUACAUCGCCAUCACCAAGGUCAAAGUGUACGGCUCCACCAAGACGUGCCGCAUGUUCCUGCUCAUCGGCGCCUGCUGGGUGACGUCCAUCCUUCUCGGCGGUCUCCCCAUCAUGGGAUGGAACUGCAUCGACAACCUCCCCCAGUGCUCCGCCGUGCUGCCGCUCUACUCCAAGAAGUACAUCCUCUUCGUGGUGACCAUUUUUAGCCUCAUCCUGCUCUCCAUCGUCAUCCUCUACGUGAAGAUCUACUUGAUCGUGCGCUCCAGCCACCAGGAAGCCACAAACUCCCCCGCUUACGCCCUCUUGAAAACGGUCACCAUCGUGCUCGGCGUCUUCAUCAUGUGCUGGCUGCCCGCCUUCACCAUCCUCCUCCUGGAUUCCUCGUGCACCAUCCAGUCCUGCCCCAUCCUCCACAAAGCCAACAUCUUCUUCGGCUUCGCCACGCUUAACUCGGCGCUCAACCCGGUCAUCUACACGCUGCGCAGCAAGGACAUGCGCAAGGAGUUCCUGCGCGUGCUCUGCUGCUGGGGGGUGCUGCAGAGCGGGCGGCCCGCCGAGCGCUGCCUGGUGCCGCUCAAGAGCUCCAGCUCUCUGGAGCACUGCACGCACAAACACGAACACCAGACCACGCCCAUCAUGCAGAACUGCACCACUUGCGUGUGACGCCGGCGAAAAGAAAUCACGCCAGCUCGCAAUCAAACCGUGCCCGUGUUGGGACGCGAGGCCACUUUUGAACACCGACAAGAAACUCCACUUUGGGGUGCUUGGGAAAUGUGAAAACUGUUCAUGGGUACUCUGGUGAAAUCAUAUGGAGUCAUUUUAAUGUAUGCUCGACUGGAUUUACACUGCAUGGUGUGACACAAUUGUUUGAUUGGGUGUUUUUUUUCAUAGGGGGGGUGUCCCUCAAAUGGUAUAAUUGGGAUUUCAAAUGAAGCAGUCAGGCCAUAAACACUAUGUCACGUUGAAUAUUUGUACUAUUUAUCGACCAUUAUUGAGUUCCAUGUUAUCACUGCCCCGCGGUGACAUUUGUGUUGCUUCUAUUCACGCACGCAGGGAGUUCUGUCAGCCAUACAGGAUCUGUGUCACUAGACAGGUCUGUACAUUAAAAAUCAGAAUUGAGCACUUGGACCUGCAGCGUAAAUCCAGCCUUGGGAAGCCAA
This is a messenger RNA of Hippocampus zosterae (dwarf seahorse), 2100 nucleotides long. RefSeq names its product sphingosine-1-phosphate receptor 2 (gene s1pr2). Gene Ontology annotation, molecular function: sphingosine-1-phosphate receptor activity. NCBI's taxonomy places the organism in Eukaryota, Metazoa, Chordata, Actinopteri, Syngnathiformes, Syngnathidae. Bases 488 to 1603 code for a protein of 371 amino acids. Gene Ontology annotation, biological process: sphingosine-1-phosphate receptor signaling pathway. Gene Ontology annotation, cellular component: membrane. The transcript is spliced from 2 exons. The record is from RefSeq and is a predicted model, not a curated record.